Osmerus eperlanus (European smelt) is the source of this 1372-nucleotide messenger RNA. Its product is annotated as PAK4-inhibitor inka1-like. The record is from RefSeq and is a predicted model, not a curated record. NCBI's taxonomy places the organism in Eukaryota, Metazoa, Chordata, Actinopteri, Osmeriformes, Osmeridae. The transcript has 2 exons. The coding region runs from base 271 to 1245 and encodes 324 amino acids. Gene Ontology annotation, cellular component: nucleus. Gene Ontology annotation, molecular function: protein kinase binding; protein serine/threonine kinase inhibitor activity.
UCAUGAAGUAUCACAUCACUGCUUCAAUAGUCUAAGGCAUUCAUAGUACGAUACGGGAGGCGACAUAUCGCAUUGAAUGAUGCCAGAAUAGUCUGUUUUGUUGGACAAACACCUCACGUGGGAUAUUAAGGUGUAUAAAUGUAAGUGUUAAUAGUAGACAAUUUAGUACCGGAGCCCACUGCAAUAGUUUGUUUUAGUAAAAGGAGUUGCAGGAAUUUAUCUCGUAUUUUUUCUUUUAGGAGUUAGUUGCCGUCAUUUAAAGAAAAAAAUAUGCUGUGUCUGCGUGACUCUGGGGAUUGCCUCCGGGAGCAGAUGACCUACAUGAUGAGGUCUCUCCAGGACCUGAAGCAACUGAGGAGGAGCUGCCCUGCCCCUGCCACCACCCCUGCCCCUGUCACAGCGCCCCGCUCUGCUGUGGCUCGCCUUAGGCAGCAGAGAGCACUGCGAGAGAGCCGCACUCGCCUACGCAUAUCGGACGCCAGCACGGCCAGCACGUACGACUCAGCCUGCUGCUUGGCCAGCCCUCUGGAGGAGGAGGAAGAGGAGGACAGGGAGGCAGGCAGCAGGCUACGUCUCAGUCUGGUCCUGCCGUCACCCAGCAGUGAGAAGAGUCUGGAGUUUGACUCGGGCUACUCCGAAGCAUCCUGGCAGGACGAGGGGGUGGUGCUGAGGAGAACCAGGAACGUUCGAGUCUCCUCCUCUGCCUGUCUCCGCACCAACAGGUCUUCGAACGGCAGGGUCCGGCCCAAAUCCACCUCAGACGCCUGUCUGGAGACGUGGACCUCAUUUGAGGCCAGCGACCCUGAGGACUGGACCACAUCCCUCCUGACGCGAGGGCGCAACCGCCAGCCUCUAGUGCUGGGAGACAACAGCUUUGCUGACCUUAUAGAGAACUGGAUGGACCUGCCUGAAUGUCCUGAGCCCACCGAGCUAAAGCCUAGCUCCGGGCAGAAACUGGCUAAAGGCUUCCUGGUUAACAUGCGGAAGAAAAUAGCAGGGAUGUCUAAGAGCGUGGAGGGCCGGGUGAGGAUGAGGCCCUCAGACUCUUCCUCUCGAGUGAACAGAACUGCUAUGGCUCCCAAACGCCUGUCCUGUCCCGUAGGGGUGCAGCCCCGCGCCCCUUUCUUCCACCAGUCCCACUCAGGCCUGCAUGAGCUGGACACAGACUUUUACCACUUCACAGCCCUCAUGAAGUCUGGCAGCCGUCAGCCUAUCAUCUGCAAUGACAUCAUCGGUUACAUUUGAGCUGGGUGGGUUCAGAUGGACAGAUUCCUGUUAUUGUGAAUAAAUGGACAAUCCUUUAAGAUACUCUAUUUUUAUGUUCUCACAAUUAUGCUAUGACAAUUAUUUCUGCCAAAAAUAAAACAUAUUU